Molecule: messenger RNA, 6428 nt
Organism: Numida meleagris (helmeted guineafowl)
Lineage: Eukaryota; Metazoa; Chordata; Aves; Galliformes; Numididae
Product: von Willebrand factor A domain-containing protein 5A-like
Exons: 15
Coding region: 3628-6270 (880 amino acids)
Source: RefSeq, a predicted model, not a curated record
CCUCCUUGGGCAACCUGUUCCAGUGCAUCACCACCCUCUGAGUGAAAAGCUUUCUCCUAAUAUCUAACCUAAAUCUCCCCUGUCUUAGUUUAAAACCAUUUCUCCUUGUCCUAUUGCUAUCCAUCCUCAUAAACAAUUGUUCUCCCUCCUAUGCUCCCUUCAAGUAUUGGAAGGCCACAAUGAGAUCUCCCUGGAGUCACCAUAAUCUCUCAAGCAAACUCAGUAACAUGGGGAAUGUGUUCCAUCAUUUGAUCACACUCACAUUAAAAAUGUAUUUUUCUUAUAUAUAAGUAGAACUUCCUGUAUUUCAUUUUUUCCCAUUGCCUUUCAUCCUGUCACAGGGUGCCAAUGAGAAAAGUCUGGCUCCAUCUGUUUGGAUCCACGUUCUUUCCUCCUUUUUCAUUUAGGUGACUGCACUCAGAAUACUCUAGCUAAUGCUGAUCAUGAGUGAGCUGUUGGCACCUACACAUAGAUUCAUACACUGUACCUGCAAAUUCAGCAGAACUUCUGUACAGAAGCUGCCUUGUGCAACUUCCUGUGAUAAGUCCCUUAGCUAAUUAGGUGAAAUACAAGUUUAUCUUUCUUGUCUCUUUGGAAGAUACCAGGAGGAGUUUCCAGGCCACCAGACGUAGAUGCACAGAGAAGAUUUCCUUCAGAGCUUGCAGUCCUGGUAGUGGGCCGUGCACAGCAUGGUGUCAGGGUCUUCUCUGAGCCAUGAGUGAUGCUGAAAUAAAAAGCCCUGUGAAAGAAUAUUUUAAAAUACAGGGACUGCUGGGACUCCGAUGGAAACAUAUUCUCCAGCCCUCCACCCAUCUCAGCAGAAAGGGCCGGUAGCAGCCCUGGUUCCAAGUCCUAACUCCCUGAGUGCGCAUUUGGCUGCAUUCCUUUCCAGGCAGCCACCCAGGCACUGCAGCAGACAGCAACAUCUCUUCCUGCUGCUUCCUGCAGAGGUCCGCCCUCCUCCUCUGUGCUGCAGCAGAGAGGAUUCCACUCCAGAGCCACUCCUGUGCCGGCCUGCUCAUUGCUCCUGCUGCAGACUGCGUUCUCUGGUGAGUGCCUCUCUGCAUCUAUCCUUCCAGCCCUGUGCUGGUUUCCAUGCGCACAGUCCCUUCUCUUUGCUUGCCACAGCUCAGUAAAAGGCUCAAAGACUUAUGUCUGUGCUUCUCUGUCUGUCUGUACUGCUAUGAUGUCCUGUCAGGCCAAGGGACACGGGAACAGUGUGACUGUGCAUUUAUGCUUCUCUGGGCAGUGAGUCUGCAUGUCUGUCCCUUGCUGCUCUCAGGGCUUCUGCAUGUGACUAAGAAACAAGUGUAUCCACAGAGAGAGUACAAAAAUGGAACUGGUUUGUAGUAAUCAGUUCUAACGGUGCCUGCGCAUCUGGGACCUCCACAGCUGAGGACAAAGAUAUGCAUGUUAAUGUCCAAAUUCCCAAUGAGACAUACACGCAGAGAUGGUGACAUUCAUAAAUUCAGAAUAAUACAGAACCAGGGUGUACAGGCAUAUCUAUUUUCUUAAUGGAUUCCUUAAAAUUGAUCGUUGGUAAAACAAUACUUCUACUAGGAACAAGGAAUCAUAUGCUUUGUCAGUCCUCUGCUUGUGGUAACAUUCACUGGUUUACUCUUGUGACUUGGGACAUUCAGGCACUUCCUCCUCCUUUUCCAAUUCCCCCAGAAGGUCCUCUGGUUGAAUACCUUGCAGCUGCUCCCACAGCCAGGAGCUCAUACUGUGUCUUCCUCAGUAUUCUUUUUCCAUACAGGUGUUUCUUACUGGGACCUGUCGACUGCAGCGCUGGGAGCUGCUUAUCCCAGUAAGAAGGACACUCAAAUGCUUUGAAGCAUCAAUUACAAAUGACUUUUUCUAUAGCCAGCACAGUAAAGAAAUAGGAUAUAUAAAGAGGAUGAUAGAAUCAUAAAGUCACUGAAGGAUAGCAUACCCCAAGUUGGAAGGGACCCACAAGGAUCAUCACGUGGCAGCCCAUCUGCCCACUACUCCCUGUUACCCUGACUGUGCUGCAGUCUCCUUCUUCUGUCCAUUAAAUCAGUGGAAUUUAGAAGUUCAAUUAACUAGCUCAUAUAUUGUUCAUAGUGAGAGUUUUUAAGUUAAUUUGAACAUAUCUCUCUGUAAAUACCUAUAUGUAUAAAAAUCUUGGACUGAAUUAUAUUCCCAUGCUAAGAGGAAGAUGCUUUUCCUCUUUUUUUAAUUUAGAGGUGAGAUUUAGUUUUUGAAACGUGGGUGUUUGGAUAUCCUGUCAUUUCCAAGAUAGACACAUGGUGCCAACACCUAUAGCACAGGACCUAUGAGAGACAGGCAUUAUUCUGCAGAAGCAGUCAGUCUGGAUUUCCUUAUUUCAGUGAGGACCACUCACCUGUGGUAUGACUCCUUGUUGCAAAGCUACAACCACUGAGCUAAGGCUCUGUCCAGUACAGUCGGAGUUCACAUCAGUGAUCUGUACAAAGACAAGGUGUCUCCAGAUACCCGUCUUUAGGCACUGAAUUGACCUAUCAGUCACGAACCUGGCAGCAUUUACCAUCCUCUCCAUCACAUUCUGCAUUUGCUUAUCAACUCCUUCAAUGCACAUCUGCCUCCCACUUCCCUGGAUGGCCGUCCAUGUAUCCAGCUACAAAUUUAUUCAUCCAUUCUCCUCCCCAACUUCCUAUAUCUUCACAUUUUCCCACCAUUCACUCCUGCUGCCACUAAAUACAGCCCUCUCCAGCCACCCAGCAGUGCCAUCUUCCUCACACAAAUCCAUGUAUGCAUGCACUCACCCACCCAAACUGUGCAUCAUCUGUUCUGCCUGUCCAGCCCUCUGUCCAUUUAAUCCUGUUAGCAUUGGUGCUGGUUUUGUCUAAGUGCAAUUGCCAGUGCUCAGGCCCAAGCUCACACACUUGUCUCAUGUCUCAGCUUGUGACCCAUCAUUUCUGCCACUUUCCCUGUGUUCUCAUGUGAAUCAAGCACCACCACACCUUGUAACCAACAGAUAUUUUUGGCACCUGCAAUUCCCAUCCCACUAAUUACUCUCCUACUAAUCUGCUCUAAGGCUCUUGAGAGAGGGACAAAAUGGUAUGUGAGGAAGCAAAGAGUCAUCUUGCCCAUGUAUAUUGGUGUAAGGGACCCACUUUUUUCAUGAGAUCCUCAUAGCUCACUUUGUGCCCUUUUCCACACAGAACUUGUCUUCAACCAGUUAAGAUGAGGAAAAGUGGCAUCCUGAGCAAGCACAGGAUGUACAGAGGUGAGCUGGGGUCAGAAGGGUGGUGUCUGUGAAAAGUGGGGAAGGUCUUUGCUGGAAGAGUGAUGUGGAAAGGAACUGUUUUCUUGGAUGGCUGAGAGGGAAGCACAGCUUGCUGUGGUCUGGGAAUCUGGGGGCGUGGCCUGUAACCAGCCUUCACUUAUUAUGAGUUGCGUAGCAAAAGAAGUGUGGCUCAUUUCACCCAUAGUGCUGAGGGCUUUUCAGAGAAGCCAUCAAGUGUGCGGAUGAUACAGAUUUUCUGUGUCUCUGCCUUUGAUGCUAUGCUAAGCACCCCUGAUAUGGUCCCCCCCUUCCUUUCCAGUAGUGCAAAGUGAGUAGCAUAUCUGCUUAAGUUAAUCUCUCUGGAUCAUUAGUCUCAAAGAAGAUGGUGGCUUAGAUAAAUGAGGAACUGUGGUCCAAGGGAAAUACGUUGGCUGCCUUGGGGACCUUCCAUUGCUAUUUGUCAGCUCUGCAACAGCAUUUCUGUGGCAGGUUUGGGCGCACAACUGUUGACCAUUGCAAGCAAACGCUUGAAACUUAAAAUUCUAUACAGGCAUUCAGGGAGUCUUACAACUGCUCUGUCUUCAUCAGGCUUGUUCACGAGGGGAAUAUGGUGCUUUUCUGCCUAUCCUGAAAUGGAGCUGGAAUCUGUGACAGUAAAUGUAAUCAUCCAGGACUUUGUGGCCGAUGUGGUAUCUGAGCUGUUUUUCCGCAAUAAGCAGCAAAUCUCUAGGGAAAUCAUGUUCAUCUUUCCUGUGGACUCUGACACUGUUGUACACAACUUCCAUGCCACCAUGGGGGACACUCGUGUUGAAGCAAUGCUCUGGGACAAGAAGGAGGCCCAGCAGCUGUACAAAGCCACUCCAGGCAUGGAAAAUUUGAGAUAUCUGCAGGAUCAGUGGGAUCUUUGGGGUCCAGUGUUCGCUUGUUUUUUGGGGACUGUGCCUCCUAACAGAGAGGUGGCCAUCAGCCUGUGCUAUGUCCAGGAGCUUCCACUGCAUCCCAAUGGAGCUGCUAAGUUUUGCUGGCCACGGAACCUGUUGCCCGAACAAAAAUUCAUCAGACGCCACCUAUCUGAAGAGGAGGUAUCACAAAACCUGCACUUCAGAAUCCAUCUGCAGUCAUCCCGUGGAGUGUCACAUAUAGAUAUUAACAGCAGCUGCACACCUCUGCAGUACACAGCUCCAGAUCAGACAUCUGCUGAGGUUUCAUUGAAAUCACCACCUUGGAUCUCUGAUAAUUUGGAAUUGCUGGUGUAUUAUGGAGGGCCUCACAAUCUUAGUGCUAUGGUGGAGAGCAGAGACCCCAAAGCUGCACCUGGCUCUCUGCUGGGGGACCCUGUGGUGAUGGUGACACUGAAACCCAGCAUUCCUGAAGUGAUGCCCAGUUCAGGCCAUCUUGGGGAAUUCCUCUUUCUUAUGGACUGCAGCCUCUACCAGGAUGCACAGAACACACUGCUCUUCCUUCUCAAGAGUUUGCCUCUGGGUUGCUACUUCAACAUCUACAGUUUUGGGGCCACUUUCAAAGCCUUCUAUCCGCAAAGUGUGGAAUACACACAGGAAAGCAUGGACAAUGCUGUGGGAUACAUCUCUUCCAUCUGCCCUGAUCUUGGGGGCUGUGAUCUCUUGGGUCUCCUAAGGUCUAUCUACAGCACCCCUCUCCUUCGUGGGCUUCCCCGCCAGCUCUUCAUCUUCAUCCAAAGGAAGGUCUCCAGUGAAGAGCAAGAUAUCAUGGCUGAGGUUCACCGUUACCGGGACCACCAUCGAUGUUUCUGUUUUCCUAUUGACAAGUGUGAGAGCUUUAACAUUUCCCAGGCCAUUGCCCUUGAGACCAAAGGCAAAUGUGUGUGCAUCCACUCCAAGAUGACUAUGACAUCCGAGGCAGUGAAAUGCCUGCAGCAGGCCCUGCAGCCUCUGGCAAGUGAGAUCUCACUACAAUGGGACCUUCCACCAGGCCUGGAGGUGACAGUGAUCAGAAAAGCUCCUGAAAUGAUCUUCCAGGGACAUCAGAGCAUCAUCUAUGCCCAGAUCCAUGGGCAAGCACAGGAUCCAGAGGCAGAUGUGGCAACUGUGACCCUUCAGUAUCGUGUGGGCAGCCAGCCCUUUCAUUCCACACUCAGGUUUUCAAUGUCCCCAUCAGCAGAUGACAGCAGGUUUCCUGUGCACCGCAUAGCCAUGAUGCAUCUGCUAUGGAAAUUGGCCUGGCAGGGGACAAGCAUGUCAGAGAAGGAGGACAUAUGGCACAGUGCAGUUAAGCUCAGCCUCAGCCUGGGAAUCCCAUCCGCCUUCACCUCAGUUGUGGCAGUACGCAUGGAACAGAGGGAUACUAGGCACCAUGAUUCUUUGCUUCCAGAUUCCUCCAUGCUUUUUCCUCCGUCUUGCAAUCUGGUUCCCUGCCAGCUCCUCUGGUUGUGCGGCUCCAGGCCUGGGUGGUUCAAGUCCACCAAAUUUUGGAUGAUCCAGAAGUGCCAGUUCUGUCUCAAGAUGCUAGAUCCCAAAGCCCCUCAUGCUGAGACAUUGCCCCAGCUUUCAGCACACUGUAAAGAGCAGGAGUCUUCUCCUGAAGAGCAGGUGAUGGAAGAAGCAACAGCUUUUAACACCAGUUGGGACUGGACAAUUUCACCACUGUCAACAAGACUGUGUAACUUCUCCAAUAUCAGGGUAGUCGUGGCACUCCAGAAGGCAAAUGGGUCCUGGGCCCUCACCUCAGCCCUGGUCUCUGCCUUGGGGCUCAGCAAGGCUGACAUUGAGGGACGAAGCCUCAGUAAGGAUGUAAAGCCAGUUGUCUUGGCCACAGUUUUGGCCCUAGUGUGGUUGCACCAGUAUAAAUGGAAGGUAUCCUGGUCAGAACUUCUGGAGGCCAAAGCUUGUAGGUGGCUGUGGGACAGAGCUGGUAAGAUUUUGCUGGGAAAAUUCAUACUCUGGGCCAUUCCCACAAAAUGCACAACCAGUGCCCAUGUUCCUCUUUCCUGGUGCUCCUGUGUGGCAGUCUGUGAGACAGUCAGUACACACUAUCUUCCUUUUCUGAGUAGCGUUCCCUCUUGACAUUUUCUCUCUGCUUGCAGAGUUCAAUCCGGAUGAAUGUCUAGAAGCAGCAAAUUCCCUCUUAGGCUGUAUUGUAGAGCCCACCAUCUUCAGGAUCUGAACUUCCCCUACAGGGGGGAGGGUGUCUACAGGGGGUGGGCAAGAUAUUGGGCAGGGAU